CAUCUCUCCCCGGCUGCCGUCCGACCAGCUCUCCGCUCUGCAGGAUGAGUUCGUUCAGUACGAGGGCUCUGACGCUGCUCUCGUCGGUCUUCGGGGCGUGCGGCCUGCUGUUGGUGGGCGUCGCCGUGUCGACGGACUAUUGGCUGCUGAUGGAGGAGGGCAUCGUCCUGCAGCAGAACCAGACCACCGAGGUCAAGAUGGCUCUGCACUCCGGCCUCUGGAGGGUCUGCUUCGUGGCCGGGCCAGAGAAGGGCAGAUGUGUGGCGUCGGAGUAUUUCACCGAGCCAGAGAUAGAGAUCACGACAGAAAAUACAGCCAACAUACUCAAAAUGGUCCGUACUGCCACUCCCUUCCCCAUGGUCUCCCUGCUCUUCGUCUUCACCGCCUUCGUCAUCAGCAACAUUGGACACAUCCGACCGCAGCGCACCAUCCUCGCCUUCGUCUCCGGAAUAUUCUUCAUACUGUCAGGUCUCAGUCUGGUGGUUGGACUGGUCUUGUAUAUCUCCAGUAUUAAUGACGAGGUGAUGAACCGACCCAGAGAGGCAGAGCAGUUCUUCCACUACCGUUACGGCUGGUCCUUUGCUUUCGCCGCCUCCUCCUUCCUGCUGAAAGAGGGUGCAGGGGUGAUGUCCGUCUACCUCUUCAUGAAGCGUUAUGCGGAGGAGGAGUUGUACAGGCCUCAUCCCGCCCUAUACCGCCCCCGCAUGUCCGAAUGCAGCGACUACAGCGGCCAGUUCCUCCAUCCAGACUCCUGGCCUCCACCGCAGCGGGGCCGCAGCGCCUCCGAAGUCUCCUCCGACAUCUCCAUCCAGCUCAACCAGACUCCACCUUCGCAGGCGCAACCCAAGGGGGGCAGCAGCUCCCAGGCGACGCCCUCUUCUUCUGGACCUUCAUCGGCGGCCAGCUACCAGAUCCAGCCGGCCUCCUCCUCCUCCACCUCCUCCUCCUACCCACACCCCCUCCACCUGGCCCACACCUCCACCCUUCCCCGAGCCUCCCAUGCCCAAGGCCACCCUCACCCUCACCCCCACCCCCACCCCCACCCCCACCCGAGCGGGCCACCGCCCCACUCCCUGCCCAUGGGUGUGCCGCCCUCAGCCGUGCUGCCUCCCCGCUAUCACUCGCACAUGCGAAUGAGCGCCUCGCCAUGCUAG
Anoplopoma fimbria (sablefish) is the source of this 1154-nucleotide messenger RNA. It is a transcript of the gene cacng7a, whose product is annotated as calcium channel, voltage-dependent, gamma subunit 7a. NCBI's taxonomy places the organism in Eukaryota, Metazoa, Chordata, Actinopteri, Perciformes, Anoplopomatidae. The coding region runs from base 45 to 1154 and encodes 369 amino acids. Gene Ontology annotation, molecular function: channel regulator activity; voltage-gated calcium channel activity. The transcript is spliced from 6 exons. The record is from RefSeq and is a predicted model, not a curated record. Gene Ontology annotation, biological process: postsynaptic neurotransmitter receptor diffusion trapping; neurotransmitter receptor transport, postsynaptic endosome to lysosome; positive regulation of synaptic transmission, glutamatergic. Gene Ontology annotation, cellular component: AMPA glutamate receptor complex; postsynaptic density membrane.